Mesorhabditis belari is the source of this 669-nucleotide messenger RNA. The record is from the annotation of a GenBank genome assembly. Lineage: Eukaryota; Metazoa; Nematoda; Chromadorea; Rhabditida; Rhabditidae.
AUGCGUGAAGCUUACGAAAGAGCUAACUGGAUUUUGCUGGAACCAAUUAUGAAAGUCGAGGUUACGACGCCCAGUGAUUUCAGGGUAGUGUUGUUGCAUCUCCACCCAACGAAACGCUUUAAUUGUUUCAACGGACUCGCAUGGAAGGAUACACUACGUAACCGAGGGAAAAAGGCGAAUUUAGUAUGGAGUAUUGCCGCUAUACUCCGACAUCAGCAACGACACAAGAAAGUUUACGCUUGCAGCGACCGGCGAGCAAUGAGUGGUGGAGUUUAUGGCGGAGAUGAGUUCGAUAUACCAAUCGGUAGCCGAAUCCAUGAAUACGAAACUAACGACGAGAAUUCGAUCAUGCGAAGAGAGAAAAAGGUUCACAUAGGAACUACGAAAGAAAUGAAGAAUUUUAUGCACGAUGGAAUGAUCGACGAUUGGGAUCUUUUUGAACAAAUGCUCGACUUUGCCUACAAAGAUUGUCUUGAACUGAAAGCCAAUAUCAUCCUGUACUAUUCUCAGAAAGCGCCUGGAACGAGAAAGCAAAGCGGGAAAAACUUACCGAUUUUGACAGCAUUUUCAAAUGGGCGUACUGCAGGAUUGGUCGUGGAUAGUGGAGCAACUCAAACAUCAGCUGUACCAGUCUUUGAUGGAUAUUGUGUAACUCAUGCCGUUGUUCAG